Molecule: messenger RNA, 1422 nt
Organism: Mycena indigotica
Lineage: Eukaryota; Fungi; Basidiomycota; Agaricomycetes; Agaricales; Mycenaceae
Exons: 7
Coding region: 1-1422 (473 amino acids)
Source: RefSeq, a predicted model, not a curated record
AUGUCUGCCUCUUGGAAUUUCACGGUGGACGACACGAGUCCACUCCUUACCUACACUCCUUAUGCCGAUGGCUCAGGUUCAGGCCUCGCAAAUGGGUGGAUUCCGUGGUACACAGAAAACGGCUUUUUGUCCGCACCGGGAGAGGGCGGCGCUGGGGACUCGUACCACCUCACAUCGCUCAGUGGAGCUUCUGUGAACCUGAAAUUUUUCGGUACCGCUGUCUAUCUUUAUGGCACGAGUAACAGCUCAUACGACGCUGUGAUCGACGAUAAACGCUCGACGAAUGCCCCAACGGGCUCCAACCUGUUGUUCUCUGCCACGGGAUUGACCCAAGGCGCGCAUUCAGUCACGCUAACUGCUCGGCCGACUAGUUCCCAACAAUUUGCGUUCGACCGUGCAGUUAUCUCGGCGCAAUAUGACAAUCCCCCAGCGGAGUUGUUCUACGAUAACUCUGAUUCUUCCGCCUUGAAAUAUUCCGGUAACUGGUCAACACAAAGUGCGGCUGGGAUCCCCAACGCCACGGUCUCGCAUCCAUGGCAGCAGACAACGGACAAAGUUGCGAGUGUCUCCAUGGUGGUGAGCAACGCGGUCGGCGUGUCGAUAUAUGGGAUGGCGAACUGGGGCGGCUGGGUUUACACUGUCAACGUCGAUGGGAAGGAGUCGAGCUACAACGGGUCGACGUUUUGGAAGGUGCCAGAUGCCCUGCUAUUCUACCAGGGCGGAUUGGACCCGAAGAAGAACCACACGGUUACGCUUAGUAACUCGGGGGCCGAUGUCAAGUUGAACGUGAACUCGUUCCGUGUUUAUACCACCAACUCGAGGGUCGCUUCGUCGUCUUCUGCUGGCCAUUCGAGUGUUUCUUCUCUACGGCCUUCCCCGAGUAUUGAUUCAAGCACUAAUGUCGGGUCCGCCUCCAAGCAUUCUUCAGUCAAUGCUGGUGUCAUCGUUGGACCGAUAAUAGCUGUGCUGGUGCUUGUCGUUCUAGGAUGGUUACUGUGGAGGCGUUCAAAGUCAAAACACAAACAGGAAGGGGAGGGGUCAAUUGACGCGUUCGAGAAGGAACCUCAUCGCCCGAUGUUACCCCCCACAAGCUAUUCCGAUGGCGGCAGUCUGGCUUACAACUCCCCCGCGACAAAUAACCCAGUCCAAAGCUUUACGGAGUAUGCUACCAGCUCUAAUGGAACAACUGCAUUCUCCGCGACGUCUAAUUCGCAAACACGGAUUACUUCGGGAACCGAAAAGAAUGCUUUGGCCGGGGCAUCACCUGUGGCCCCGCCGGUGCCGACAACGACCACACGUUCGCCUGUGUCUGGGCUUGACUCGCGGGAUGUGGACCGCCUUGUCGAGCUCAUUGCUCAGCGUAUUGAUCCAGCAGGACAUAGGGAAGACGGGUUGGCGCCACCAGAAUAUCGGGGCAUGUAA